GAACUUGCAUUCUUCUUCUCAAUAUCUAUGCAAAUGGGAAAGCUGAGGAAUCAACAGAAGAGCAAAAACUCCAGAAAAAUCAAGAAAAAUCCCAUCAGGAUCACAUAUAUUUCUAGCCCCAAGAUGGUCAAGGCUACUGCAGCAGACUUCCGGGCAAUCGUGCAGGAGCUUACUGGCAGAGACUCGGGUUUUGAAUGUCCUAGAAAUGAUCAUGCAGAAACCAACCUAGACUCGAGUUUCCAAAACUCGGGGAAUGAUCAUGUACCAGCCGACAUGCAAGCAGAAAAAGUUUCCGUUACAGGGAUUGAUAGAGAAAAUGCACAUGGACCAUUCUCGAACAAUAUGUUAAUGGAGUUGGAUGAAGGAAUUCUCCUGAGGAGUCUCCCAGAAAACUUCCAUCUCCUUACAUUUUUGUUUGAUUAAUUAUGGCCUUUCUUUAUUUUCCACUUUAGAGAGAGGUAUGACACUAGGAGGGUUUGCUUACUUUUCAUGUAAUGUUAAGGAUUCCUGUCCAAUACUUAUAUU
Molecule: messenger RNA, 525 nt
Organism: Rubroshorea leprosula
Lineage: Eukaryota; Viridiplantae; Streptophyta; Magnoliopsida; Malvales; Dipterocarpaceae
Source: the annotation of a GenBank genome assembly